This is a messenger RNA of Iphiclides podalirius (scarce swallowtail), 1899 nucleotides long. The record is from the annotation of a GenBank genome assembly. Lineage: Eukaryota; Metazoa; Arthropoda; Insecta; Lepidoptera; Papilionidae.
AUGAUCAGUGUUUCAGAAACCAGGCGUAAUAUUGUGGAGUUGGUAGUUGCUAUAAGAGAAAGAAACAUGUCUCUUCGUAACUUUCGGAAGCUUCAAGUUUCAAAUGAACAGCCUAACCAAGAUGAGUCUAGUGGGGAUGAAUAUGAACCUCUAUAUGUGAAAGCAGACAGGAAUGUGUUUGCAGAUUUCUCCUUGAGCUCAAAUUCCGAAUCGGCUGAAGAGAAGUCCGAGUCCAGCGAUUCGGAAUGUGGCGCCAAAGCCCCGAGAAUUAAGGAGAAGAAGAAGAAGGCACGCAAAAAUAAUAAGGCCCGCCGCCGCGCUACAGCCUAUGCAGCGGAUACCGAAGAGCUGGACGAAAUAGACCAGUCGGUGAAGGAAGUGAAUGCCCUGUUGGGGACCCCUCCACCGGCGUCCCCCGUAGUGGUGGUGGAAAAAAAGAAGGAAGACAUCCGCAAAGUGGAUGUGCAGCAUCUGAACGUCUCUGUUGAGCUAAUGAGAAUGUUUGGCGCAGACCCCGAAGAUAGGGGACGCGGCCGUGGCCGUGUGCCUAACCUGCGCCGCAUCCAGAGACAAGUGAUCAUUCCGAAUUUAUCGGUCACCCCUGUCGCGGGACUGUCGAUGGUGCUGAUGGAGCGUACGGAUGACGCCACCUACUUUUCCUUUAGGCACAGCCGUCACUAUCGCGAGGCCCAUAUCGAGUUUUUGAAGGCCACCGACCACCGGUUCAUAGACCCGAUGUUUCUUAAGCUUGGUGAAAAAUACAAGCACGUUGAAGCGCAGUUGGAGAUGGCUGAUUACAUCUUUCUCAAGGAGCAAUAUUCCCUUGGUGGCAAUAUGAUUGAGAAGAUCAUUUACCAGAUGGAGUGCGCCUUCCACCCGCUGUUCCAUUUGGGUGAUAUGAGUACCAGACUCGAGUACAAGUACAUCGAGAACCGCGCGUUCUACGUGGCGGUGCUCAAGUACAUCCACAUGUUGUCGAACCGCGCGUGCCACCGCACCGCCCUGGAGCUGGCCAAGAUGCUCAUGAACCUGGACCCCACCGACCCGCUGGCCGUGAUCUUCGUCAUCGACGUGCUGGCCAUCAGGGCGCGCGAGUUCGAGUGGCUGAUCAAGGCCAUCGACUUCUGGCGCGGCGAGAGGGGCGCCGGGGACAUGUUCAACAUGCAGUACUCCUACGCGCUGGCGUACUACCACCUCGCCCGUCAGGGCAAAGAGGGGUUCGAGGAGAGCAAGGCGGAGGAGAUGCUGCAGGAGGCCAUAAUGAACUUCCCGGUGGUGGCGUUCAACCUCGUGGAACUGGCGAGCGAGGGGGACGCCGCUCGCAUCUCCUCCCAUCGCCUGUUCGAAGUGUCGUCGCCGCAUGGCCUGGGGUGCGCGAAGAGGGUGAAGGAUCUGUUCUCCCUCUACGCCCGCCUCGCUAAGGGCAGGUGGCGCGAUACCCAGCCUUUGCAGUGGCUGAUUAAGAACCUGUUCGAUGUGGUCCGCAAGUACGACGCGGAUCCGGAGAUGCAGGAGAGAGUUGAUAAGCUGCGUAAGCGCAACAGUAGCAUGAUCCGUUGCCUGCCCACUCAAGUGCAGAGGCAUUGCUGCGUUAUAAAAACCAUAUCCGAAUUGCUCGUAGACGGGCCUGUGCCAUCUAUACAGAUGACCCGCUUGUCGGACCCAAUCCCCAUGGUACGCGAUACCAUCGAUCUGCCGGGGUACACAAAGGUGUCCACCAACUACAAACUCCACCACUUUAAGUUUCCCCAAAAUAUGCGUUUAAUGGCGGAUGCGCUCAUGUCACCUGAGUUCAACGAAACGUUGUACGUAGUGAUGUGUUUCGCCCAAAUGGAAAUUGACAGCGACUCCGACGAUAGCGACUUCAGCCUAGUCCUCGAAAGCGACUAUGAGGUUGAC